This is a messenger RNA of Calliphora vicina (urban bluebottle blowfly), 1062 nucleotides long. RefSeq lists its product as uncharacterized. Bases 65 to 958 code for a protein of 297 amino acids. The record is from RefSeq and is a predicted model, not a curated record. Lineage: Eukaryota; Metazoa; Arthropoda; Insecta; Diptera; Calliphoridae. The transcript has a single exon.
UUUAUGUUUCGUUGUUUGGCAUCAGUUUAGUUUUGUCCAUUCGCAACACCAAACAGUAGCCAUCAUGAAAUUAUUUGUUACUCUUGCCGUUUUGGCAGUUUGUGCCCAUGCUAACGCUCAACGUGGCCUCGGUUUCGGAGGUAGCAGUGCCAAUGCUGCUGCUAGCGCUAAUGCUGCAGCCAAGGGUGGCGCUGGAGGUUUCGGCGGUUUGGGUGGCGGUUUCGGUGGUGCUAAUGCCGGUGCUAAUGCUGCUGCUAAUGCUGGUGCAUCUGGUGGUGGUUUCGGCGGUCGUCCCGGAUUUGGCGGUUUAGGUGGCGGUUUCGGCGGUGCUAAUGCCGGCGCUAAUGCUAACGCUGGAGCCAAUGCUGGCGCUCUUGGAGGCGGUGGUGGUUUCGGUGGCCGUCCCGGUUUGGGUGGCGGUUUCGGUGGUGCUAAUGCUGGUGCUAAUGCUAACGCUGGUGCCAACGCUGGUGCUCUUGGCGGCGGUGGUUUCGGUGGUCGUCCCGGUUUGGGUGGCGGUUUCGGUGGUGCUAAUGCUGGUGCCAAUGCUAAUGCCAAUGCUGGUGCUCUUGGAGGUGCUGGUGGUUUCGGUGGUCGUCGUCCCGGUUUAGGUGGUCUUGGCGGUGGUUUCGGUGGUGCUAAUGCCGGUGCUAAUGCUAACGCUGGUGCCAAUGCUGGUGCUCUUGGCGGUGGUUUCGGUGGCCGUCCCGGUUUGGGUGGCGGUUUCGGUGGUGCUAAUGCUGGUGCCAAUGCUAAUGCUAAUGCUGGAGCCAAUGCUGGUGCUGGUGGUUUCGGUGGUCUUGGCGGUGGUUUCGGCGGUGGUUCUUCCUCUGCUUCUUCCUCAGCUUCUGCUUCCUCCACUGCUGGUGGUCGUGGCGGUUUAGGUGGUUUCGGUGGUGCCAAUGCUGGUGCUUCUGCUACUGCUAACGCCAACAGCAACACCGGUUUCCGCGGUUAAGCUCUAGUCCUAAUUGUUGUAUAAUGUUAAGACUAAUUUAUUACGAAAAAAAAAAUUCUAAAAAAUCAUAACAAAAAAAAUAAUAAAAACACAUUUGAAAUAUA